Ziziphus jujuba (common jujube) is the source of this 2928-nucleotide messenger RNA. Its product is annotated as phospholipid--sterol O-acyltransferase. Bases 428 to 2392 code for a protein of 654 amino acids. Lineage: Eukaryota; Viridiplantae; Streptophyta; Magnoliopsida; Rosales; Rhamnaceae. The record is from RefSeq and is a predicted model, not a curated record. Gene Ontology annotation, biological process: lipid metabolic process. Gene Ontology annotation, cellular component: cytoplasm. The transcript has 18 exons.
GAAUGGUCUCUGAAGCGGAAUCUGGUGGACGUGGAAGAAGAUUCCAUGGAAAAAGGUUUCCCAGAAAACAAACACUCGUACGACCUCGAACUUUCAUUGGGAAUUUAAUCGAAUUCAAGAGGAAAAGAAAACAAAAAGAUUUUUUAUUUAUUUAUUUAUUUUUAACGAAGACGGUGCGGGAAAUUAGUAACUGACUCGAUUUAGAAUCGCGACGACGUCGUGGUUUUCUCAACGGUGUCCCUCGCCCACGAAGAAAGAAGAGAACGGCGUCGUAUAUAUAUCGGGGUUCGGCAUAUUUGCAUUGAAAAAAAAAAAAAAAAAAUUUCUUUUGGAUUUGAAAGGUCUCGUAAAGUAAUCGCUUUUAGCUUUCGCUCUUCUCCGUACCAACCCCGUUGUUUGGUCUGGUUCAGUCAACGCAAACUAGCAAAUGCCACGUCUUUGGCUUCACUUCCUCACCGCUCUUCUUCUUCUCAGACCGAACGUCGUCGUGGUUGUCUUCGCCGGCCAAGACUUCACCGGCGACUAUUCCAAGCUCUCCGGGAUCAUAAUCCCUGGUUUCGCUUCAACACAGCUGCGAGCAUGGUCGUUUCUUGAUUGCCCUUUCUCUCCUCUCGAUUUCAAUCCUCUUGAUUUGGUGUGGCUCGACACUACCAAGCUUCUUUCUGCUGUGAACUGUUGGCUUAAGUGCAUGUUACUUGAACCUUACAAUCAGACAGAUAAUCCGGAAUGCAAGUCACGGCCUGAUAGUGGUCUUUCAGCAAUCACUGAACUUGAUCCAGGUUACAUCACAGGUAUAUUUUCCAAUCUUCCAGGGCCUCUUUCUUCAGUGUGGAAAGAAUGGAUUAAAUGGUGUAUUGAGUUUGGUAUUGAGGCGAAUGCAAUCAUCGCCGUUCCAUACGACUGGAGAUUGUCUCCAUCGAAGCUUGAGGAGCGAGACCUCUACUUUCACAAGCUAAAAUUAACAUUUGAAACUGCAUUGAAACUUCGUGGAGGCCCAUCGCUGGUGUUUGCUCAUUCAUUGGGUAAUAAUGUCUUCCGUUACUUCUUGGAGUGGUUAAAGCUGGAAAUUCCACCAAAACAUUAUAAUCAGUGGCUGGACGAACACAUUCAUGCCUAUUUUGCUGUUGGCGCUCCUCUUCUCGGUGCAACUGAGACAGUAAAGGCAGUACUUUCAGGAUUAACAUUUGGUCUUCCCGUUUCUGAGGGGACAGCUCGAUUGAUGGUCAAUUCAUUUGCUUCUUCUUUAUGGAUGUUGCCAGUUUCAAAGCAUUGUAGGGGGGAUAGUGUCUACUGGAAGCAUUUCUCUGGGGGGAGGCGGAAGUCUUAUAAGACAUAUGACUGUGAUGAAAAGGAAUUUCAAGGAAACUUCUCAGGAUGGCCAACAAAUAUAGUUAAUAUUGAAGUUCCUUCAACGCCAGGAUUUUAUGCGUAUCCAUCAGUUACUGAUGUAGUUGAGACUAAUUUGUCUAGUGCGGAGUGUGGACUCUCUACUCAGUUAUCUUUCUCUGCUCGAGAAAUAUCAGAUGGGACCUUUUUCAAAGCAAUAGAGCAUUAUGAUCCGGACAGCAAGUUGCUCUUACACCAGUUACAGAAGUCAUAUCAUGGCGAUCCAGUUCUAAAUCCACUUACACCUUGGGAUAGACCACCUAUAAAAAACAUUUUUUGUAUCUAUGGAACAGAAUUGAAGACUGAGGUUGGCUAUUAUUUUGCACCAAGUGGAAAGCCUUAUCCUGAUAACUGGAUCAUUACAGAUGUGAUUUAUGAAGUUGAAGGAUCACUAUUUUCAAGGUCAGGGAAUCUGGUUGAAGGAAAUCCAGGAGCUGCAAGUGGGGAUGAAACUGUACCAUACCAUUCUCUUUCUUGGUGCAAGAAUUGGCUUGGACCAAAAGUGAACAUAACGAGGGCUCCUCAGGCAGAGCAUGAUGGAUCUGAUGUACAAGUAGAACUGAAUGUAGAACAUACUUAUGACGAAGAUAUCAUUCCCAACAUGACAAGAUCACCCAGGGUUAAGUAUAUAACCUACUAUGAAGAUUCUGAAACUAUUCCAGGAAAGAGAACAGCAGUUUGGGAACUUGAUAAAGCCCCGAUAAGCUUCGAGGUUAUUUCCCCCCGAAUAACAACAAAUCACAGAAAUAUCGUUAGAUCCCCGGUUCUAAUGCGCGAGUUGUGGCUUCAAAUGUGGCAUGAUAUUCAUCCCAAAGCAAAAUCCAAAUUUGUUACAAAAGCCAAACGUGGACCAUUGAGGGAUGAUGACUGUUAUUGGGAUUAUGGAAAAGCUAGAUGUGCAUGGGGAGAAUACUGCGAAUACAGAUAUGUGUUUGGGGAUGUACACUUAGGACAGAGCUGUAGGUUAAGGAACAAUUCAGAUGUUCAACUCUUGAAUUAUGUAUAGAUUAGAAGUUUGAUUGUCAUCUCAGUUGCUGGCACCACAUGUUCCAUUCUUUGUAUUCUUGCCUGAGACAUGCAAUAACCAGUCUCGUAUAAAGUGGUUUACCUCCUACAAUCCAUCUCACAGCUGCUGGGAAACUCUCGUCUGAUCUGCUUUGCUGAUAGCAUAGCCAUCCAAAUUACCAGCCACCUUUUGGAUAAUAUUUUCCUGGUAGCUUCUUGUAAGUGUUAAGAGAUGAUUGAAAGCAAUUUGACAGAUCCCUUACUCGAGUCUUUCACACGAAGGGUAGAGGUGUAUCAGACUGCAUAUUACAGCUUGUUUUAGGAAUAGGUGUUGAAGAAAAUGUGGCAUUAUUUUUGACAGUUUUAUAGCUUAUUCAUUAGUUUCUUAAAAUUUUGGAGGAAAAUGAUUAAUGGGAGGAUUAGUGUUUCUCCGCGAGUAAAAUCCAUGGGCUACUGAUUCAAAUCCAUCAAAUACUUUAAAGACUUAAAUCUUCAUCGAUGGUUAUUUGCAAUUAAAAUGUCUUUAUUAUUUCUCUA